AUGUCUGACUUCGUUGAGAAGAAAGACUCGUCUUUUGGCGGCCCUUUCGACCCAAAUGGCUCACCGGACCCGGAAGCGGGAGGUCGCCGCCUUUCGACUACUGUCCAGGGCCGCAAGAUGAGCAGAAUCGGCCCUCCGCCAAAGCUGGGUUCUCUGCCCGCCGACUCGGAUGAAGGCGAAACGCAGCAGAAGCUCAUCGACAUGGAGGCUGAUAAUGCCAUCAAGUACCGCACCUGCUCCUGGCAGAAGACCGCCGCUCUGCUCUUCUCCGAGUACAUCUGCCUCGCCAUCAUGUCAUUCCCCUACUCGUACUCGGUUCUUGGCCUGGUUCCUGGCCUUAUUCUCACCGUGGUACAAGCCGGUUUCGUGCUGUACACGUCGCUCAUCGUGUGGGAAUUCUGCCUCCGUCACCCCGAAGUUCGUGACGUGACCGACAUUGGCCAGAUGCUGUUUUGGAACUCCAAGAUCGUUUGGUUUGCCACGGCUAUCAUGUUCAUUCUCAACAACACCUUCAUUCAGGGCCUGCAUGUGCUCGUCAUUGCUCGCUAUCUCAACACCAUGAGCUCACACGCCAUGUGUACGGUCGGCUUCGCCGCUAUUGGUGCAGUGAUUAGUUGGGUUUGCUCAAUGCCGCGAACAUUCAAUACCUUGUCCCACCUUGCGACUGCAUCGGCCUUCUUUACCUUUAUCUCGGUCAUCCUGGCCACGGCAUUCGCCGGCGUCGAAGGCAAGCACGGAACCGCGGGCUACACGCCCGAGCCGUCGCACAUGGGUCCCGAUGGAUCCAUGAUUCCAGGCGGUGAACCUCUUGUCCUGUCCGUGCCGCAGGCCGGCACGACCUACGUCGAAGGCAUGGAAGCUUUCAUGAAUAUCGCCUAUACCUUCAUCGGUCAAAUCACACUCCCCAGCUUUAUUGCUGAGAUGAAGAACCCGUACGACUUCCGCAAAGCCCUGUGGUUGGUGACCAUCUGUGAAAUUGUCGUCUUCUCCGUGGUGGGCGCUGUCAUUUAUGCCUACACCGGCACGCAGUACAACACCGCCCCAGCAUUUGGCUCACUCGGCAACGAAUUGUACCUCAAAGUCAGCUUCAGUUUCAUGAUUCCCACGCUGAUCUUCCUGGGUGUCUUGUACGCGUCGGUUACCGCUCGAUUUGUCUUCUUCCGCAUCUUCGAGAACUCGCGACACAAGACGGAGAACACGGUCAUAGGAUGGGCGACCUGGGCGGGCAUCUUGGCUGCCACCUGGGUUUUGGCAUUCGUUAUCGCCGAGGUGAUUCCAUUCUUCUCGGAUCUGCUGGCGUUGAUGAGCGCGCUGUUCGACUCGUUCUUUGGAUGGAUCUUCUGGGGAACGGCAUACCUGCGCAUGCGUAGAGCUGACCUGGGACCCGGUUUUUGGAAGAAGCGCGGGAUCCGCGGAUGGACCGGCUUCGUCGUCAACAUCUUCAUCAUUCUGGUCGGGUUCUACUUUUUGAGUGCAGGCACAUAUGUGAGUGUUGAUCGAUCCUGUACGGUCGAUCUGCAUGCUGACGUGCAAUCCAGGUUUCUGUCCAGUCCAUCAUCAAUCACGUAA
This is a messenger RNA of Cyphellophora europaea CBS 101466, 1569 nucleotides long. RefSeq lists its product as uncharacterized. NCBI's taxonomy places the organism in Eukaryota, Fungi, Ascomycota, Eurotiomycetes, Chaetothyriales, Cyphellophoraceae. The record is from RefSeq and is a predicted model, not a curated record. Gene Ontology annotation, cellular component: vacuolar membrane. The coding region runs from base 1 to 1569 and encodes 522 amino acids. Gene Ontology annotation, molecular function: amino acid transmembrane transporter activity. Gene Ontology annotation, biological process: amino acid transmembrane transport. The transcript has a single exon.